UUCCGUGCGCCCCGCUUGGCUGGGACCCUCGGGAGCGAUGCCAAUGGAUGUGAUUUUACUCGUGUGGUUGUGUGUGUGCACCGCCAGAACAGUGGUGGGCUUGGGGAUGGACCCUGACCUUCAGAUGGAUAUUAUCACCGAGCUCGACCUCAGGAACACCACCCUUGGCGUCUCGCAGGUGCCUGGACUGCACAAUGCCAGCAAAGCAUUUUUAUUUCAAGAUAUACAAAGGGAGAUCCAUGCAGCCCCCCAUGUGAGUGAGAAAUUAAUUCAGCUCUUCCGGAACAAGAGUGAAUUCACCUUUUUGGCUACUAUCCAGCAGAAGCCAUCGACUUCAGGGGUGGUACUGUCCAUUCGAGAACUGGAACACAGCUAUUUUGAACUGGAGAGCAGUGGCCUGAGGGAUGAGAUUCGAUAUCACUACAUACAUAAUGGGAAGCCCAGGACAGAGGCACUUCCCUAUCGGAUGGCAGACGGACAGUGGCACAAGGUUGCACUGUCGGUUAGUGCCUCUCAUCUCCUGCUCCACAUCGACUGCAACAGGAUUUAUGAACGUGUGAUAGAUCCUCCUGAUACCAACCUACCCCCAGGAAGCAAUUUAUGGCUUGGUCAGCGCAACCAGAAACAUGGCUUUUUCAAAGGGAUCAUCCAAGAUGGGAAAAUCAUCUUUAUGCCAAAUGGAUACAUAACACAGUGUCCAAACCUAAAUCGCACUUGCCCAACCUGCAGUGAUUUCCUAAGCCUGGUGCAAGGAAUAAUGGAUUUACAAGAGCUUUUGGCCAAGAUGACUGCAAAACUAAAUUUUGCAGAGACAAGACUUAGUCAGUUGGAAAACUGUCAUUGUGAGAAGACCUGUCAAGUGGGUGGCCUGCUCUAUCGAGACCAAGACUCCUGGGUUGAUGGCGAUCACUGCAGGAACUGCACAUGCAAAAGUGGCACCGUGGAAUGCCGACGGAUGUCCUGUCCUCCUCUCAAUUGUUCCCCGGACUCCCUCCCUGUGCACAUUGCUGGCCAGUGCUGUAAGGUCUGCAGACCAAAGUGUAUCUAUGGAGGAAAAGUCCUUGCAGAAGGCCAGCGGAUUUUAACUAAGAGCUGUCGGGAAUGCCGAAGUGGAGUUCUAGUAAAAAUUACAGAAAUGUGCCCUCCUUUGAACUGCUCAGAAAAAGAUCACAUUCUUCCAGAGAACCAGUGCUGCAGUGUUUGCAGAGGUCAUAACUUUUGUGCAGAAGGGCCUAAAUGUGGUGAAAAUUCAGAAUGUAAAAACUGGAAUACAAAAGCUACUUGUGAGUAGAACGGUUACAUCUCCAUCCAGGGAGACUCUGCCUACUGUGAAGAUAUUGAUGAAUGUGCGGCUAAGAUGCAUUACUGUCAUGCCAAUACUGUGUGUGUCAACUUGCCUGGGUUGUAUCGCUGUGACUGUGUCCCAGGAUACAUUCGUGUGGAUGACUUCUCUUGUACAGAGCACGAUGAAUGUGGCAGUGGGCAACACAACUGUGAUGAGAAUGCCAUCUGCACCAACACUGUCCAGGGACACAGCUGCACCUGCAAACCAGGCUACGUGGGGAACGGGACCAUCUGCAGAGCAUUCUGUGAAGAGGGCUGCAGAUACGGUGGGACGUGUGUGGCUCCUAACGAAUGUGUCUGUCCAUCUGGAUUCACAGGAAGCCAUUGUGAGAAAGAUAUUGAUGAAUGUACAGAGGGAAUCAUUGAGUGCCACAACCAUUCCCGCUGCGUUAACCUGCCAGGGUGGUACCACUGUGAGUGCAGAAGCGGUUUCCAUGAUGAUGGGACCUAUUCACUGUCCGGGGACUCCUGUAUUGACAUUGAUGAAUGUGCCUUAAGGACUCAUACCUGUUGGAAUGAUUCUGCCUGCAUCAAUCUGGCAGGGGGCUUUGACUGCCUCUGUCCUUCUGGGCCCUCUUGCUCUGGUGACUGUCCCCAUGGGGGAGGACUGAAGCGUAAUGGGCAAGUUUGGACACUGAAAGAAGAUAGGUGUUCUGUCUGUUCCUGCAAGAAUGGGAAGAUAUUCUGCCGAAGGACAGCUUGUGACUGCCAGAAUCCAAGCGUUGACCUUUUCUGCUGCCCAGAGUGUGACACCAGGGUCACAAGUCAGUGUUUGGAUCAAAAUGGACACAAGCUCUACAGAAGUGGAGACAACUGGACCCACAGCUGCCAGCAAUGCCGGUGCCUGGAAGGAGAGGUGGAUUGCUGGCCAAUUACUUGCCCCAAAUUGAGCUGUGAGUACUCAGCCAUCCUGGAAGGGGAAUGUUGCCCCCACUGUGUGAGUGACCCCUGCCUGGCUGAUAACAUCGCCUAUGACAUUAGGAAAACUUGCCUGGACAGCUAUGGUGUUUCGAGGCUCAGUGGCUCGGUGUGGACAAUGGCUGGGUCUCCCUGCACAACCUGCAAAUGCAAGAAUGGAAGUGUCUGCUGUUCUGUGGAUUUGGAGUGUCUUCAUAAUAAUUGAAAUAUUUAAAAUGGAUUCAUCAUGGGAGAAAAUGGACAAAAUGACCAACAAAUAUGAUGAAGAAUAGGAGUUGUUUUAUGCCACAAUUACCAAAGUCUCCAUCUAAGGAAGGUGUUUGGGGUUGGCCUUUUUGGACCUACCCUUAUGCUCAUUCUUGAUAACCUAGUCUAGGUCACCUACAGUGCAGUGCACUGAAGUCUAUGGUUGUUAAAAGAAGUUCCCUGUGUUGUAAAUCACAUCUUUCCCUCAUCAGAUCAUUUUCAAAUACAUUUAAAUGAUCUCAUGUAUAAAUGUUGAUGUAUUUUUUUGGUUUAGUUUGUGUACUGACAUAAUACAGACUCCUUUUAUUUAUUUUUUCUUGAUUUUUGGAUCAAAUUCUACAAAUAAAGUUGCCUGUUGUGAUUUUGUCCCAUUCACUGCAUAAUUAG
Choloepus didactylus (southern two-toed sloth) is the source of this 2895-nucleotide messenger RNA. RefSeq names its product neural EGFL like 1 (gene NELL1). NCBI's taxonomy places the organism in Eukaryota, Metazoa, Chordata, Mammalia, Pilosa, Megalonychidae. Gene Ontology annotation, molecular function: protein binding; calcium ion binding. The record is from RefSeq and is a predicted model, not a curated record.